GACAAACUGGAGAAACAUAUUCAAGAAAUGGACGACGGCAGUUACAUCGAGUUUGAUGUGCCGGAGUUCAGCAACACUGUCCUGACUCAGCUCAAUGAGUUGCGACUACAGGGCAAGUUAUGUGACAUCAUUGUUCACAUACAGGGUCAGCCAUUUCGCGCCCACAAGGCUGUUCUGGCAGCUAGCUCACCCUAUUUUCGAGACCACUCUGCUCUCAGCACCAUGAGUGGCCUUUCAAUCUCUGUCAUCAAAAGCCCUGAGGUGUUUGAGCAGCUACUUGCGUUCUGCUACACAGGUCAUAUGUCCCUGCAGCUUAAGGACAUUAUCAGUUUCCUCACUGCUGCCAGCUUUCUGCAGAUGCAGGUCAUUAUUGAUAAGUGUACUCAUAUCCUUGAGAGCAUCCACUCCAAAAUAAGCCUCCCAGUUAAUACCUGCAGCCCAGAGAAGGAUGAUUCGCAGACCACUCGCAACGGGGUCAACGACAGCAACCUCUUUGUCAACCCCACACAGAUAUCCCCCCCUUACUACUCCCGUCAGAGUCACGCAGGACAUGAAGCACGCUUGGAUCUCACAGGCAAAGGCCUGGGUCGUGGUCGACAGCAACAAGAGGAAGGCCAAUCAGAUCGUGGCAGCACUGAUAGCGUGUCAGAACAUGAUGCUCCAAUGGAAGGAGAAAUGGAACAAGUGGAGUUAAUUGGCAAAGACGGGCAAGUCACAGAUGUGCAUGUGAAAGUGGAGAAGACUGAGAGGCCUACUUAUUCCGAUAGUUCCUCAGCUGGGGAUGAUGGCUACCAUACAGAGUUAGUAGAUGGAGAGCAAGUUCUGGCUGUUAGUGUGGGUUCUUAUGGUCCAGUUAUCCAGUCUGCUGCCUACUCCUACUCAGGGCUGUCUUCCCCGUGCUUUGUUAACCUCAACAGCUCCAGUCCAUCCCGUUCCAUACUCAGUGGCUUCAGAGGUGGUAGAGCAAGAGCAAAGCGCCCUUUGGCCAUCCCGGCAGCGGUAUUAAGUCACGUCAAACAGGGCACGGAUGAUACCGAAUCCGCUGUGGGACCCACAAUAUUGGAGAAUGACGUGCGAGAGCGUAGUCUGAGGAGUCAGUGGUACCCAUACAACGAAAGACUCAUUUGCGUCUACUGCGGUAAGACCUUCAAUCAGAAAGGGAGCCUCGACCGUCACAUGCGCCUGCAUAUGGGCAUCACCCCGUUUGUUUGUAAAUUCUGUGGCAAGAAGUAUACAAGGAAAGACCAAUUGGAGUAUCACAUCCGUGGCCACACGGACAACAAGCCGUUCCACUGCCAGAUCUGUGGAAAAUGCUUCCCAUUUCAGGGCACCCUAAACCAGCACCUGAGGAAGAAGCACAUGGGAGUAUCGGAGGGCAACAAUCACGUGGACUCUCCAGAGAGGACGGAGGGAAACUCGGGUCAGAAAGACCAAGAGGAUACCGCCGAGGGGAUAGCAUAUGAGGCGCAAUAUGCAGAAGAGGCACCAGUCGACGAUAUGGAAGAGAGUUCCAAAUGCAGUCCAGAAGAGGCUCAGGCAUCCAGAUGUGAUUAUUAG
Messenger RNA from Nerophis lumbriciformis (worm pipefish), 1557 nucleotides. The record is from RefSeq and is a predicted model, not a curated record. Lineage: Eukaryota; Metazoa; Chordata; Actinopteri; Syngnathiformes; Syngnathidae.